Molecule: messenger RNA, 4320 nt
Organism: Meriones unguiculatus (Mongolian gerbil)
Lineage: Eukaryota; Metazoa; Chordata; Mammalia; Rodentia; Muridae
Gene: Rps6ka6
Product: ribosomal protein S6 kinase A6
Exons: 25
Coding region: 115-2673 (852 amino acids)
Biological process (GO): protein phosphorylation
Molecular function (GO): ribosomal protein S6 kinase activity; ATP binding; magnesium ion binding
Source: RefSeq, a predicted model, not a curated record
UGGUGUCAGACUUAGGACACACCCUUCUAAGAAAACACACUACCAACUGAGAUACACUCAGGCCAAUUCUCAGGGUGUACUACACAUUUGUAGACAGAUCCACUUUGAGGUACAAUGAAUUCUAGAAGGACACAGCGCAGAACAUCUGGCUUUAGGGCCAAAUUUAUGUCAAGUUUGUGUUGUUGCCUCCCAUUUUUUGGAUGUCGUCGACGAUCCAAGAAUCGGCGGGCAGAUACCCCUCUUUGCCACCUUCUGAGGUACCCGCCGCUGGCGAGGUCAGCGGUUCCUACACGCUGGUCUUGGUCUUCGGAAGAGGACGACGAGUCAGGUCGUCGGACGGGAUGCGUGGUGGUGUUCGGGUCAGGCAGCCUCGUUUCGUUUGCUCCUGAAGCGGCGAUGCUACCAUUCGUUCCUCUGGAGGAUCCCUGGGACCAAGAAAUGGAGGUGUUCGGCAGCGGCUGUGCGAGCAGUAGCGAGCCACAGGUUGUGUUUACUGUGAAGACAACGGACGUUGUACAAGAGCAUGAACACAAAGAGGUAAAUGAUCUUAAAAUGGUUGAUGAGCCAAUGGAAGAGGGAGAACAAGAUUCUUGCCUGGUUAAAGAAAUCCCUAUUACAAAUCAUGUUAAAGAAGGAUAUGAGAAAGCAGAUCCUGCACAGUUUGACUUGCUUAAGGUUCUUGGUCAGGGAUCCUUUGGAAAGGUUUUUCUUGUUAGGAAGAAGACUGGUCCUGAUGCUGGACAGCUCUAUGCAAUGAAGGUGUUAAAAAAAGCUUCUUUGAAAGUUCGAGACCGUGUUCGCACCAAGAUGGAGAGGGAUAUUCUGGUGGAAGUAAAUCAUCCAUUUAUCGUCAAACUACAUUAUGCCUUUCAGACUGAAGGAAAGCUGUAUUUAAUAUUGGAUUUCCUCAGGGGAGGAGAUGUCUUCACAAGGUUAUCCAAAGAGGUUCUUUUUACAGAAGAAGAUGUGAAAUUCUACCUUGCAGAAUUGGCCUUGGCUUUGGAUCAUCUUCAUCGUUUAGGAAUUGUGUAUCGAGACCUGAAGCCAGAGAACAUCUUGCUUGAUGAAAUAGGACAUAUCAAGUUAACAGAUUUUGGGCUUAGCAAAGAGUCAGUGGAUCAAGAAAAGAAGGCCUACUCAUUUUGUGGUACUGUGGAAUAUAUGGCUCCUGAAGUAGUAAAUAGACGAGGCCAUUCUCAGAGUGCUGAUUGGUGGUCAUAUGGUGUACUCAUGUUUGAAAUGCUUACUGGCACUUUACCAUUUCAAGGUAAAGACAGAAAUGAGACCAUGAAUAUGAUACUGAAAGCAAAACUUGGAAUGCCACAAUUUCUUAGUGCUGAAGCACAGAGUCUUUUAAGGAUGUUAUUCAAAAGGAAUCCAGUCAAUAGAUUGGGAUCAGCAGGAGUUGAAGAAGUGAAAAGACAUGCUUUUUUUGAAUCUGUUGACUGGAAUAAAUUAUAUAAAAGAGAAGUUCAGCCUCCUUUUAGACCUGCUUCUGGAAAACCGGAUGAUACAUUUUGUUUUGAUCCUGAAUUUACUGCCAAAACACCUAAAGAUUCUCCUGGUUUGCCGGCCAGUGCAAAUGCUCAUCAACUCUUCAAAGGAUUCAGCUUUGUUGCGGCUUCUAUUGCAGAAGACUAUAAAAUCACUCCUGUUACAAGUUCAAAUGUCCUACCUAUUGUCCAGAUAAAUGGAAAUGCUGCUCAAUUUAGCGAAGUCUAUGACUUGAAAGAGGAUAUUGGUGUUGGUUCAUAUUCUGUGUGCAAGCGAUGCAUACACUCAGUUUCCAACAUGGAAUUUGCAGUCAAGAUCAUUGAUAAAAAUAAGCGAGACCCCUCAGAAGAAAUUGAAAUUCUGAUGCGUUAUGGACAACAUCCCAACAUUAUUACUUUAAAGGAUGUCUUUGAUGAUGGGAAAUAUGUGUACCUUGUUACGGAUUUGAUGAAAGGAGGAGAAUUGUUGGAUCGUAUUCUCAAACAAAAAUGUUUCUCAGAACAGGAAGCUAGUGCUGUACUGUAUGUAAUAACGAAGACCGUUGAGUAUCUUCAUUGUCAAGGAGUCGUUCAUCGUGAUCUUAAGCCCAGUAAUAUCUUGUACAUGGAUGAGUCAGCCAAUGCAGAUUCAAUUAAGAUCUGUGAUUUUGGGUUUGCAAAGCAGCUUCGAGGUGAAAAUGGACUUCUGUUAACUCCGUGCUACACUGCAAACUUUGUAGCACCUGAGGUUCUCACUCAACAGGGAUAUGAUGCCGCUUGUGAUAUUUGGAGCCUAGGAGUCCUUUUUUACACUAUGUUGGCUGGCUACACUCCAUUUUCCAAUGGACCCAAUGAUACUCCUGAGGAAAUACUCCUGCGCAUUGGCAAUGGGAAGUUCUCUUUGAGUGGUGGAAACUGGGACAAUAUUUCAGAUGAAGCAAAGGAUUUGCUGUCUCAUAUGCUUCAUAUGGAUCCACAUCAGCGUUAUACUGCUGAACAAGUGUUAAAACACCCUUGGAUAGCCCAAAGAGACCAACUGCCACGUGAUGAGCCAAAGACAGAUGAUGCAUCCCAGGGAGCAGUGGUUGCAACAUAUUCUGCCUUGACUCAGAGGACUUUCCAACCGGUCUUAGAGCCUGUUGCUGCUUCAAGAUUAGCUCAGAGGCGUAGCAUGAAAAAGCGAACAUCAACUGGCUUGUAAGGUUCAUAGUAUUCCUCAGCUAACUGAGUGAAAUACAAUUAAAUGUGUGUUAUGGGCUGGAUUUGUUUUGUUUGCCUAAUCUUCUAUUAAAGGUAUUUUUUCCUGCCACAUUACUUGAAUAUUCUGUUUAAGCCUCUCUUUUUGGGAGGGUGGAAUUUUAAAUGAACAUACAUAGGUCCAUAAAAUUCAUACUAUGUCAUUUUGCAGUAGUGUCCGACUGUAUAACUCUAUAAUUGAUGUCCACCAGGUCUUAGCAACUUCUUUGCACAUUAACUUCUCAAAUUCCUUUUGAACAAAGUUAACCUAUUAUUUUUUUAUUAUUUUACACAAAAAUCAUUUAGGGAUUCACUAUUAUUAAUCAAGAUAAUUUUCAUAUGCUAUAAUGAUAAACAAUAUCGGUAUUUUUAACAUAAUUCCCUGAAGAAUAACUUGUUCUUAAAAGAAAAACAUAAGUAUUCUAGUAGCUUGUGCGUAGCCAAACCACUCCACUCAUUUGAGUCUGUUUAAAUACUAAAUAUAGUGAGAAUAGUUUGGUGCCAGAGCAAAAUCCAUUUGUGCUAAUACAUGAAUUCCUGAUAUGAAUGGUGCCAAAGUUUUGAUUGAGUAAUUAAAUCACUAAUAAUAUGUGCACACAGAUUUGUAUAUUAUCCAUAAGUGGCUUCGUCUAGAGAAAGUUUCCAUAAGGCUUCUAAUAUUUUACAGCUAGUGGAAUUGUAGUAAAAGUGAAGAUGUUUUUAUCCAAAGGAUUCAUAUUGGUAUUGUAAUCUCCUAAUUAUGUCAUAGUUAAGGCUUUGAAUAUGAAGUACAUGGUGUUGAUGUGAUCUUGGUGUUACAUAAGGUGACUUUGAAGUUAACCAAUUGAAUUUAAUCAUCAGUUUUCCCCUUUAUAAGUGGAGCUACACUAUCUUAUUUCUGAUUUCUGUGUGAUUUGAGCUACAGUGUAGCAUAUCAAUCUACUUUGAACCCUAUGGUGAUCUAGUUGAAGUUUUAUUAUAGUGGACUUGUACACUAAGCACAUAUGAUACUGUAUAAUGUAUUUCAGUAAGCAUUAGACAAUUCUACAUAAUUCUACAUAAUAGUUGUCCUUCAAGAAGAUAAUCUCAUAUUUUAAAUAAGAAGCAAUGUUGACACAGAAAUUUGAGCUCAUAAAAAGUAUAUUUACAAUAAACUGCCCAAAUUGGUUUUAUUAAAUUUAUGAUUUAGAACUAGUGUGUAAUGUGUAUUUUUUCUUUAAAUGCUGAAAUUAAAAAAAAAAAAACAUUUUAUGUUGUUGAAGAAAAUACUAUUAACUACUACUACUGACAGAAAUAAUUCAUGAAUGUAAACUGGAGGAUAUCAGUUGUGUUUAGUGAAUAGAAAUGUAUUACUUAUGUGUGCUAGGUGUACUGUUUGCUGUGCAUUUUACUUUGCUUAGUUCAGAGAGAACUGAUUACUGAGUAUAUGAUUUAGGGUUGAAGACAUGUAAUAUUGGUACCUAAUAAAACAAACCAUAUGUAUUCUCUUUAAAAUGUAAGUGGUCUUUAUCCAUGCACAAAUACCUGAUUCCUACACGUGAUAUAUAAAAGUAUGUAUUCUUACUUUGAGGUGUCUUUUUUUAAAAACAAUUGAACAAUUGUUUUAAAUAACACCUGAUCUGAUGCCACAAUA